AUGUCUCCAGCGGCGCCUCCUCCAACACACUCCUCUUGCGCGACGCAGCCGGUCUCGGCCGUCACUUCUGUCCCUGCCGAAACUUCCGGGUUUCCACAUCCACGUGCAGGCGGUGGUUCGCAACAGGAAACUUGCCGCGCGCGGAGGCUCCUGCGCGCCUCGCCUCGACCCCUCAAUCAGAGUCCCGGGCACUUCGGCUCAGAAACCCCGCGCGGGAGCCUGGAUGAACUGGAGGCGAUCCACAGCACCAGCUCUAGCGGCGAUGGCUCGUCGCUUCUCGACAGCAGUCGGCGGUCCUCGAGUCUCGUCGACUCCCGCGACUCGGAUCUCGGAGAUGACGGCUUCUUCAAGUUAGGCGAAGAUCUCGGGCGAGAGCCGGGUUCAGGAUCGUUCGACACCGCGUCGAGGGAUGCGCUGACAACGCCCAGAACGGCCUCCCAGCUCCGCCCACUCGGCGUCGCUUCCCCGCAGCCCUCUCUCCCGAUCGACGGUUGCCGCGACGGCGACGGCGAGACGGAACCGCGGCGUGUCAGGGAAGAGCGCAGAAGUGGGAGGGACUCUGUGGGGGUGCUGGAGGUCCGUCGAGACUCUGGACGGCAAGAGACGUCGCGCGACCAGGAGGCAGGAGACGACGGGCAUGCACGCAACGAGGAAUGUCGCAGGCCAGGCGCAGAUGCUGGCGGCGGUCGGUCUGACGCGGAGGGAACGAGGGGCGUCGGAUCGCCUGCGGGUGAUUCCCAGAAGCGUCGCGAAACGGGACUUCGAGGAGUGCACCCUGCGGUUCCUGCUCGCCCGCCUCCCUCCGUUGAGUCUGCAGGCGAGGAUCUCAACCCUCGCGAGGCCAACAGCGCAACUUCGCGGCCUUUCCAGUCUGCCGUUGCGACUGCGCGUCAAUCUCAGAUCUGCGCCUCGAGGUCGCGUGACGCCGGCGCGUGGUCUGCAGAAAGGCUUGGCAGCGAGGACAGUGCGCGCGCCGGGCCACGGCCAGGAGAGGAAGACGCCGAGCGCACAGACGGCGAAGGGAGAAGGCAAACGCCAGUCAGAGAGGCUAGCCGACUGGCGUGGGCAGAAGGCGACUACGUCGAAGACGAGGCGUUCGAGUCGCCGCAAGAGGACCUAGAGAGCGGUUCGAGAGGCGGCCGCGCCGAGGGCACUCCAGAGGCUUCGAGCAGCAGGGACAGCCGACAGUCCAGUGACAUGGAAACUCCCAUGGGUUUUCCGGCGGCUCGGAUUCGUGGCGAUUCGGAGAACUCGAAAGCGGGCUUGGCCAGUUCGCUGCUCAGCAGCAAGGCGCGUCUCGGAUCUCCGACAGGACGCGAGGUCGCCGGGACCAGCACUGCGACGCGUGAAACAGGCAAGGCCCCUGGCUUCGCACCACAAACCGCGGGGGGGUCGGAAGAGCCGGCAAGUCCCCAGAUCCCCGACGCUCACAGCGUCCCUCCGCCGGCUGAAGCGUCGUUCGCUCCAGAAGCCGCGGCCACGCAUUGGCGCAGAGCCCGCGGCAGAGACGCGGCGAGCGUCCAGGGCGUGGAUACGCCUCAGCACGGAAGGUUCCGUGGAUCGUCCCUGGGCGGCGAGCGCGCGGCGGCUCCGGGCGGGGACUACCCCCUGCGCACCGAAUCGCAGCGUGGGUGGAGGCAGGGACGACAUCCGACGGGAAACGGCGAAACCGAGCCUUGCGUGUCGGAUGCGGAGACAGCGUCUGUGUCAGAUCGGAGCGUGCGAGAUGGGGACGAGGAAGGGGAGCUCGAGUGGAUACCCCCCGUCGAUCCGAGCUGGAGCGUGGAGAAUCACCUCUUUCAACUGCGCGACUUCAAAGUGCACAUUUCUCUGGCGAAUGUUGGCGGCGCGGCGCGGCUUCGCGUGAGCCGGUUCAAGGUCGACGGCUACCAGCGCUUCGACACGGUCAUCAGCUUUCUCAAGAAAGCGUUGAAACGAGACCACCUUUUUGUUUACAUCAACAACUUCGUCCAGCCGCAGCCAGAUGAAUUCGUCGCAGACCUUUUCAAGGCAUUUGGAGUGGGCGGCAACCUCCUGGUUUCGUACUGCUACACGCCAGCCUACUGA
Neospora caninum is the source of this 2067-nucleotide messenger RNA. RefSeq lists its product as hypothetical. Gene Ontology annotation, biological process: autophagosome assembly; nucleophagy; autophagy of mitochondrion. The record is from RefSeq and is a predicted model, not a curated record. The transcript has 5 exons. Lineage: Eukaryota; Apicomplexa; Conoidasida; Eucoccidiorida; Sarcocystidae. Gene Ontology annotation, cellular component: cytoplasm; Atg12-Atg5-Atg16 complex; phagophore assembly site membrane. The coding region runs from base 1 to 2067 and encodes 688 amino acids.